ACGUGCCUCCCAUGUAAAGAAUGCAACAAACUUCAUGGCUUCCACCACGUUUGGCUUUUGCUAUCCCACCAUUUCUCUUUUCAAGAUUUUCAUUUUCCACUAUUUUCCUCUCAGCGCAGAAACUGUCUCAAAGUGGCUCUUUUGGAUCUAAUUUUUCUGCUUGCCAACAGUUUCAGCUUCUGAGGAUGAUUGUUCAGUCUCAUGUUUUGAAACAGGGAAAACAAUGGCAUCUCUUGUUCCUGGAGUACUAAUCAAACUCCUUCAAAGUAUUAAUUCCAACUUAAAGGUUCGUGGGGAGUAUCGGUCCGUCCUUUUACAGGUAAUCAGCAUCGUUCCAGCUAUAUCAGGAUCGGAAUUGUGGCCCGACCAUGGGUUUUUCAUCAAGGUUUCAGAUUCUUCCCACUCGACUUACGUCUCCCUAUCUAGAGAAGAUACUGAUCUAAUCUUGAACAACAAAUUACAACUAGGCCAAUUUUUCUAUGUGGAGAAAAUGGAGCCUGGGACUCCAGUUCCUAUCUUAGUCGGCGUUAGGCCGGUUCCAGGUCGACAUCCAUUUGUGGGCAAUCCCAAGGAUUUGAUGCAAUUGCUGGAAGCAUCUGAGGGAACUCUGCAAGUUGAUCAAGAAAAUGGGGUGAAUGUGAAAUUGAAUGAGUUGCUCGAUACAAAAGAGGAAACUGCCAAAAAGAGAAUCGUGAUCAAGGAGGAGAAAACGGCUGUUGCCUCUCGAUACAUGCAGGGUUUCUUGAAGCAGAAAUCGGAAGGAAAAGAGUCGGAUCAAAGUGGUGGAGGAAAGGACAGUGAGAAUGAGAGUGGUGGAGCAGCCAAAAAAGUUGGACCUCUAAGAGGGAAGCAAAAUGAGCUUAAAGGUCAGUCACGGGCAUCAAGUCCUUCCCGGGCUCGUCCUGAUGCAUUAACACAGAAAUCAGAUACAGAUUCAUUUAGCAGCAAACCAGAUGUGACAGCUUCUAAGUUUCUGGUAGUGAAAUGCACGAAUAAACAAGAAAACAUCAACUUCAACUGUUUGCCAAAUAGCAGUAACAAAAAGCAAUCUCCUGAGGCAUUAUCCUGGUCCAAUCUGCCACCCACACUUCUUAAGCCUGGAAAGGGAAUGCUUAGAAGGGGAAACCUGGCUUCUUUGGUAGCUGCAGAAGCACAAAAAGAAGCUAAUACAGCAGCAAAUCUCGCCAAGUGCCUCAGUAUGUUCGCCGAUCUUUAUUCCUCCGCUUCUCCAGAGAACCCCCAUCUCUCUCUCUCCAAGUUCUUUACACUCCAACAACUGAUAGAAAAAGCAGAUGUAGCCAUUCCAACAAAAGAUGUAUGGGAGAAUUUACAAGUAAACUCAACACCGCAAGAAAAGGACAAGUCCAGUAAAAAAUGCGGUCCAUUGCAUCGUAGAAGUGUGAACAGAACUCUCAGGACCUCAUCAGAACUUACUGGGGCUGAUAAACUAGAAUGGUCUAAGGGAGAUGGUAUGAAAGAAAUCACGGAACUAAGAAAGAUUCUUGCAAACGAAAUGCAAUCAUGGUUUCUAAAUUUCCUUGGAGAAGCACUUGAAAUAGGCUUCCGCGGGGGUAGCCAAGAAAAGAAAGGAAAAGAGAGCGCUGCGCGAGUUGUGGAACAAAAUAACCACAUUGCAUCAACGUUGUCACAGCUAAAACAAGCAAAUGAAUGGUUAGACAAGCUAAGGAGCAACUCAAGCUCAGAGAAAAGUGAACUUCUUGAGACCAUUGAUAGAUUGAAACAGAAAGUUUAUGCCUGUUUGCUGGUUCACGUUGAUUCUGCAGCAUCAGCUUUGGAAUGUAGAAAGAUACCCUGAAGGGAAAAUGCAUCCACAAGAACAAACUGACAAAUGUUGUUACCAUCUUAAGUUGUAAAAGCUGAUUAACUUAUUCUGCUUUAUGUUUGAAGAUUUCAAAUCCCCUUAACUUAUGGUCACUUUUUAUUCAGUAAAUCACCAGCCACAUCCUUGUAACUUUGGAGAGAACCUUUAUUGUAAAGAUUGAUUUCAUUUAUGAAAAUCUGUUUUCUCUCCUGUUAUUGUCUCAUUCAAGUCAAGUGAAUUCGAAGCUAAAAGUAAUUUACCUGCACAACUUCGGUUUCCUCUGGCAACGGCCUCUUAGCUUGUCCGUACUCCUCAGGAGAGGGAUGAAGCUGGAGAGCUAGAGCACAUGCCGAAUUCUCAGAAGAGCAAUCGAGCAAUUAGGCAUGUGCCCUGCUUCUCCAGCUUCAGUCAAACCCGUCCCAUUUUCCUUUCGUCUUUUGAUUUAUCAAUGAAUUAAUAUACGAAAAGAUCUUAUGUUUCCUUUGCCUAACUACUCUAAAGCAUCACCUGAGGGACAGAAUAAUGAAAAUCUUGAGAACCAUUUGCUUUAGGAGACCUGUACUUGAAGCUAACCUUAGACAAAGUAACCUUACAUCUUAGGAAAACACAUAAAUCUACUAAGUACUUGUAUUGAGUUAAGCAAGGUUUUGAUAUGCUUUAUAUAUCAUAAACUUUGUCUCUGUUCAUCUCUGAUCGACCCCCACAAACAUGAUAUGUUGAACCCUUUUGUUGGUUGGAUCGGUAGAUAAAUUCUGGAUGUUUGC
Sesamum indicum (sesame) is the source of this 2586-nucleotide messenger RNA. RefSeq names its product protein CORTICAL MICROTUBULE DISORDERING 1. NCBI's taxonomy places the organism in Eukaryota, Viridiplantae, Streptophyta, Magnoliopsida, Lamiales, Pedaliaceae. The record is from RefSeq and is a predicted model, not a curated record.